AUGGAUCAUUUCAAUUCAAUGUCAAGAGAUGAUCUUCGUAAAGAAGUCAUUAAACUUCUUGAUAUAAUGUCCGGAGGUGUAAAAAGUAAAAGAAUCCUAAAAUCACAACAAUUAAAAUCUAUGAGUACCCCAGAACUUCUGACAUUUAUUAGAGAACAUUUACAAGUAAACCAAGCUGAAAUUAGAACAUUUCCAAAUGUUCCGCUUAAAGAAAUAUUUCCUUAUGAUGAUCUUAUUUUUAGUGAUUACAAAGAAACUAGAAAAGGAAUUCAAAAGAAAGACUCUCAAAAAAGUGAAAACUUUGCUGUAAGAUCAGAAACUAAGGAAUUGUGUGUUGGUGAAGAUCGAGAAGAAUGGUAUCAUCAUGCUUGUCAAGAACUGAUGAUGAACAUGGAGAAUUUGCAAUCAAGAGGUUCUGAUAGUCACUCGACAAUGGCAUUUGGAAAUGUCAAUAUUAAACCGAAUCUUUUAUAA
This is a messenger RNA of Caenorhabditis briggsae, 474 nucleotides long. The record is from RefSeq and is a predicted model, not a curated record. Lineage: Eukaryota; Metazoa; Nematoda; Chromadorea; Rhabditida; Rhabditidae. The transcript is spliced from 3 exons. Bases 1 to 474 code for a protein of 157 amino acids.